This is a messenger RNA of Sturnus vulgaris (Common starling), 608 nucleotides long. Lineage: Eukaryota; Metazoa; Chordata; Aves; Passeriformes; Sturnidae. The record is from RefSeq and is a predicted model, not a curated record.
AUGCGCAUGCGCCUUGGGUGGAGGAAAAUGGCGGCGCGAAAGGAGUGUGCUGCUUCCAUUCGGCUGGCUGAAUGCGGCGCCGACGCCCACCCAGCGCUUUCAGCGCGAUUUUUUGUGGCGUUUCCCGAUCACUGCUCAGUUGGGUUUUCCCUCAGGCUGAGGCAGCCAAACUGUUCCUUGGGCUUCACCAGGGCCACAGAAUUCUACCAGCAAUGGCCAGAGAUCAUCCAGAUCACCACUGGCUCCAAAGAGCUGGACAGGCUGCUUCAAGGAGAAAUAGAAACAGGAUCCAUAACAGAGUUAUUCAGGGAAUUCCAUACUGGGAAGAAGCAGCUGUAUCCCAGCCUGGCAGUCACUGGUCAGCUCCCCAUAGACCACGGGGGCAGCGAGGGAAAAGCCACAUCCAAGGGCACAGAGGGGACCUUCCAUCCAGAGCAGCUCCUGGCCAUGGCUGAAAGGAAUGGCCUCUGCCAGGGCUUUAACAGCAACUGCCAGGCCCAGCUGCUGGAUCAGGCUAAAGACUGAAAACUCCUUUUCUUGCCCUGCAUCCCCAGGGAUGCUCUGUGUCCCUGUGUCUCCUUUCCUGUGGCACCAAAGGGAUGCUCCCG